Molecule: messenger RNA, 4077 nt
Organism: Labrus mixtus (cuckoo wrasse)
Lineage: Eukaryota; Metazoa; Chordata; Actinopteri; Labriformes; Labridae
Exons: 20
Coding region: 363-3593 (1076 amino acids)
Source: RefSeq, a predicted model, not a curated record
UAAGCACAGAAACAGGAAGUGGUUAGGGAUCCCAAAGUGAGGUCAAACAGCUCAAAGGAACGGUAACAAAGGUCAAUGUGUGAUGUCAUAAGGUCAAUGUGUGAUGUCAUAAGGUCAAUGUGUGAUGUCAUAAGGUGGAUAUUACUUUGGACUCGUCAGCUGAGCUGUCUGAGAGUUUUUAAAAGUGAAAUGAGACAUUCAAAGAUGCAGCAGUGUCCUUCUUUUACAUCACUGAGACUACAGGGAGACACUGAGGACGAGUAUCUACGGAGAGCCUGAAGGGACAAAAUAGCACAUUAGCUUACAACCUCAAUUCAUCGUUAUUAACUAGUGGAAGCUGACAGCCAAACGUUUGUACAAAAAUGAUUUUGGAGUCAUGUGGCAUCAAUGAGAUAAAAGAAGUGGGACAAAGCAGCCAGUAUGUUCAGAUCUUAAGUUUCUUUGCAGAUAAAGAGGAGGAGCAGGGCAGCAGGAAGAGAGUCAGGCUGGACCUCUUCCUCCAGGUUCCCUGCUCCACCAGGACUCCUUCUCCACUGAUGGAGCCUCAACCCUGGGUACACUAUGUAGCAAUGACCCCAGAAGAACCACUGACUUACGUUGACAUUAGUCCACAGCAGCCUGACUGUUCACAGAAUAUCAAAACAAAUGAUCCGAGCAUGGGAGAGAAGCUGCACCAUCAAAACUCUGACUGUGAUGAGUCAGAAGAUCAAGACGGUCACCAAGCUGAAAGAAGAUCUGCUGAUAUGAGUGAAAAAUCCAGAAGCAGGAACUGGCAUAGGAGGACAGUGAGACCGCGAGGUGUGAAGCAGCAGGCGAGCCCCGAGCCUGAAACAAACACUACUUCAGGCCUUCUUCCUCCUCUAACUGGGGGACAACCAGUCUCUCCUGGAGCCUUCUGGGAGAAAUCAGACACGCUGAGGCGGGAGGGUCCCAGCAGAGAUGAACGCCACACUCAGCUCCUUCCGCCAAUACCAGAGAGUCGAACUGGAACGCCAGAUUCUCCAACAAAGGUCCAGACCCAGCACGAUGUUCAACAGAGGUCAAAGAGGAUCGGAUAUCAGUGCCGAGACGACCUCAAAAGACUCCAUCAGCAGCCUCUCAGUCUUCCUCAGCUGGUUCAUGAAGAAUUAAGUGGAAAGAAAAAGUCUGGAGGAGGUGAAAGAUCACAGAGACAUUACUUAAGAAAGGAGACAGUCGGACAUGGAGGAGGAAGAGGAGGAGCAGGAGGAAGAGGAGGAGGAAGAGGAGAGGGAGGAGGAGGAAGAGGAGGAGGAAGAGGAGAGGGAGGAGGAGGAAGAGGAGGAGGAAGAGGAGAAGGAGGAGGAGGAAGACUGCCCUCUGAGAGAGGCUCUGUUAUAUUAUUGGCCCCUGGAGCAGAGCCUCCUCCUGCAGGAGUGUUGGGUUGUGUUGUAGGAAGGAAAGGUCCAGGUAAGCAGACAUCUUUGGCCUUCUUACAGAACCAGCUUCUCGACCUGCAGGACUCCGGAGCACCCGGCGAUGACAACAGAGGGGUGGUGAGAGGCGUUCUGCCUCUGGAGCUGAGAGAUUUGCAGAACGGCAGAUCUGUUGGCUGUCUGAUUGUUGGUCCUGAUGGGGAGAUCCUUCGACUCUCUCUGUACGAUAACAGCCAGGACGAAACUGCCAGUGAUGGCGAAACAAGGGAGCAAGCUCUCCAGGUUUUGUCUCCAGAAGGGGAUAAGUUACCCUGGGUCAUUAUGCUGCAGCCUGAGAAUACACACACAGGAGGGUCGGAGCAGAACACACACCUUCCUGAUGAACAUGUCCCGCUCCAUCAGUCCAUUCCUCAGCUCUCAGAUGUUCACAGAUCAGCUGACGUCUUUCCCCCCAGCAGCCUCACAGACCCAGUGGCUCAGACCAGGAAGAAAACAAAGAGCGCAGAGGCAGCAGUGGACAUGUGGAAGUCAGGAUUAAAGGGUGCCAGAAACAGUGUUAGGAUGCCUCCAUUGAGGGAGAGGGUUGUUAGUACAGAGAGAGGAGGUGAUGCUGAAGAUGAGGAUGAAGACGAGGGACUGCAGCAGCCGGGGCAGCAGAACAUCGAGCCGAUCGAAGCAACAUCAGAGGACGCUUUGAGGAAGAAUGCUGAGGGAGCUGCAGUAACCACAAGAAGUGAUGUGAAAACGGGGAAAAGUGAGGAAUUGGAUGGAGGGAAGAAGGCUUCGAGGAUGAGGACAGAAGGAAGAUCAGAAAAAGAAAAGACAGGAAGAGAUGCUCCAUCAGUCGUCAGCAGGAGACGAGAGGAGAGGACCCUCAGAGGAGCAGCAGAGACUAAAGCCCCGUCUGCUCGCCCUCCUCAUAUGACAGACGUGAAUGGAAAGAGAGGAGAAGAGCAGAAGAAUGAGGAGAGAGAGGGGCGAGGAGAAGAGGUGAGGAGGAGGCAAGAGUCUGCUGGGAAUAGAAGAAGAAGAAGGCUGAAACACAAAGACUUAGUUUUGGGAAGCCCAGAGGACUCCCUGGAGAAUCAGGAGGCGGAGACAGACCAGGAACUGAAAGAGGAGUCUCAUCUGGCAUCCCCAACAAAUCCCUCUGCAGCACAAAACCACAAGAACAGAACAAACUCAGAGGGAGACGCUGCAGAAACCGACCAUCUUUACACAGACGCUGACAAACACGGCAGCGUGCGCUCAGUGAGCUCGCUCAGGUCGACUGCAGCUGCAUCACAGUCCACUCUGAAGAGCUCCAGGCGGUCUGUUGCAUCCUCCUGUGAGGGGGCGGGGCCAGCCAGCGCCCUGGGUCUCACUUCAUCACAUGGUCGCCUCUCGUCAUGUUCAACUGUCAUGGUAACCGAGGAACAGCUGAUGCUGAACCCGGUGAAACCAGAGCCGUCCAAGCCGAGAAAGAGUCAGAGAGAGGAGGAAGAGGAGGCUGCAGCGCUGCGUCUCGCCCAGCGAGCAGAAAAACGGAGGCAGGAGGUGGAGAGGAAGAGGAGGGAGCGGGAGGAAGAGGCGAGGAGGCAGCUGGAGAGGGAGCAGACAGAGGACAGGAUGAAGAGCGAGCUGGAGGAGGAGAGAAGGAGGAGAGCUGAGGAGCUCAGAUUGAAGAGGAUGGCGGAGGAGGAGAAGAGGAGGAAGCAGGAGGAAGAGGAGCAGGCUCGAGAGAGACGGGAACAGGAGCAAAGAGAAAGAGAGAGAAGGAGGCAGGAGGAGAAGAUGCGUCAGAUGGAGAGACUCCAGAAGAUGAGAGAGGAGGAGGAACAGAGGAGGAGAGCUGAACUUGAGCGUCUGCGUCAGGAAGAGGAGACGAGGCAGGAGGAGGAAAACAGGAAGUUACAGGAGAUGGAUGAGAGUGAGAGGGUGGAGUACCUCAGCAGGAAGGAGCAGGAGGAGGAGGAGAGGAGGAAGAAUGAAGAGGAGCGGAGGAGAAGAGAGGAGGAGGCAGCUCUACAGGCUGCAGAGGACGCCAAGCUGCAGGCCGAGCUGCUAGCCAGACAGAUGGCGCUGUUGCAGCAGCAGUUGGCCUUUAAACGGGGUCUUAUGUCGGAGGCUGGCGGUCUGGAGAAAACUCAAGGAAUUUCCAGACCCUGGGUUUACUCUUAUUUUACUUUGUUGCAGCUACUGGGUCUCAAGCCAACUUAAUGUGAGGCCGAAGAUGACAGGACGUCUCCGUCUGAGAUCUUUCUAAUCGGUCCCUCACUCAGCGACCUCAUGGAUCAGAUCCAGUUAUUGAAAAUGAGCACGUUUAUAUCGAAACUCCUCGUCUUUUACUUGAAGAUAAAAAAAAACCUUUACCAUCGUCUGUUUACCUUUGAGGGAUAUUCUCACGUUUCUACAAAAGAGUUUUCAUACAUGAUGUUUUUCUUGUUUGCCUUUUUAAUGUUAUUUUGUUUUUUCUUGUUGAUAUUUAUCUUAUUAUUCUUACACUGAGAAGUCCUGACGAUGUUCAGACUCAGGGAGUACAGUCCGAUUUAGAGACAGGUCGUUACAAAUAGAGCUGGCUCCCGGAGGAGGACAGACUCUGCUCUCAGUGUGACACCUUACAGGUAGAGACGGAGCUCCACUACCUCACAUCGAGGCCCAAAUACCAGACUGUGAGAGAGGAAUACUUCCCCAAGAUAACACA